Xyrauchen texanus (razorback sucker) is the source of this 534-nucleotide messenger RNA. RefSeq names its product histone H2A-like. The coding region runs from base 1 to 507 and encodes 168 amino acids. The transcript has a single exon. The record is from RefSeq and is a predicted model, not a curated record. Gene Ontology annotation, cellular component: nucleosome. Lineage: Eukaryota; Metazoa; Chordata; Actinopteri; Cypriniformes; Catostomidae. Gene Ontology annotation, molecular function: protein heterodimerization activity; DNA binding; structural constituent of chromatin.
AUGAGCGGCAGAGGUAAAACCGGCGGUAAGGCGAGAGCGAAGGCGAAGACUCGCUCAUCAAGGGCGGGACUGCAGUUCCCCGUCGGCCGUGUGCACAGACUGCUCCGCAAAGGAAACUACGCUGAGCGCGUUGGCGCCGGUGCUCCUGUGUAUUUGGCCGCUGUGCUCGAGUAUCUCACCGCUGAGAUCCUGGAGUUGGCCGGAAACGCCGCUCGGGACAACAAGAAGACCCGUAUCAUUCCCCGUCACCUGCAGCUGGCAGUGCGGAACGACGAGGAGUUGAACAAACUCUUGGGUGGAGUGACCAUCGCUCAGGGUGGGGUGCUGCCCAACAUCCAGGCUGUGUUGCUGCCCAAGAAGACCGAGAAACCCGUGCAAGACCAAGUAAACGGACUGAAGUCUGUCACAAACACAAAGGCUCUUUUAAGAGCCACACACUUGAACUAUGAGAGAGUGAAUUAUUCUUUUACUCACGUUUCAUUGGCCAUUUAUUACACACUUGCAUGAAAUAAAUGGAAGGGAACCAUUAAAAAA